Molecule: messenger RNA, 858 nt
Organism: Podospora anserina S mat+
Lineage: Eukaryota; Fungi; Ascomycota; Sordariomycetes; Sordariales; Podosporaceae
Exons: 1
Coding region: 1-858 (285 amino acids)
Source: RefSeq, a predicted model, not a curated record
AUGGCUGUCGCAAGAAAGGUCUGGCUCAUUACUGGAACCUCCUCCGGUUUAGGCCAAGCCAUCGCCAGAGCCGCACUUGCUAAGGGAGAUACCGUCGUCGCCACUGCUCGUGACCCCCGCAAGAUCUCGGAUCUCGCAUCAGCGGGUGCCAUCACCGAGCGACUCGAUGUGACAGCUUCUGACGAGUCCCUUUCUGAGACUGUCAACCUCAUCGUUUCCAAAACAGGAGGCAUCGACAUUCUCGUCAACAACGCCGGUUACAUCCUUGCCGGAGGUGUCGAAGAGGUUAGCCGUGACGAAGUGCAAGCCGAAUUCAACACAAAUGUCUUUGGCCAGCUAAACGUCCUUCGCGCCGUGCUCCCAGUGAUGCGCAAGCAAAAGUCAGGAGUGGUUGCGAACCUUGGGAGCAUUGGCGGUUGGCGUGGCACCCCUGCUGCCGGUCUAUACUGCGCUUCAAAGGCGUGUGCUGCCAUCAUCUCUGAGUCGCUACGUGCAGAGGUGGCCCCCUUGGGUAUCCAGGUGACAGUCAUCGAACCUGGCUACUUCCGAACCAACUUCUUGGCCCCAGGACACAAAGUCUGGGCCAAGAACAAGAUCGAGGACAUCGCCCCGGUUGUGGGAGCGACGAAUGACGCGUUUGAGGCUUACGACCGCAAGCAGCCCGGUGACCCCGAAAAGGCCGCUCAGCUGAUUGUGGAAGCCUUGACCGGAACUGGUAGGGCCCAGGGACGCCCACUGCCUGCAAGGUUCUCCGUCGGGAGCGAUGCUUAUCAGAUUGUUAGUGGUAUCUUGGACAGUCAAAAGAAGGAACUGGAGGAGUGGAAGGACUUGAGCACUACCACCGAUCACAUAGACUAA